Oenanthe melanoleuca is the source of this 2618-nucleotide messenger RNA. RefSeq names its product cathepsin B (gene CTSB). Gene Ontology annotation, biological process: regulation of catalytic activity. Gene Ontology annotation, cellular component: lysosome. The record is from RefSeq and is a predicted model, not a curated record. The transcript is spliced from 10 exons. Bases 345 to 1367 code for a protein of 340 amino acids. Gene Ontology annotation, molecular function: cysteine-type endopeptidase activity. NCBI's taxonomy places the organism in Eukaryota, Metazoa, Chordata, Aves, Passeriformes, Muscicapidae.
GGACCGGGAGCACGCAGGGAAAGGCGCUGGAGAAGCUGCCGUGCAUCCCUCUGGCCUGGAGUGAAUCUCUCACCCCCAUAUCCCACUCUCAGGGAUGCUCUGUGAUGCUGCACAGAUCGCUUCCUUCUCCAUUUCCCUCUGGGUUGCAGAUGAAGGGAAGGGAUUUCCGUAGCGCGGGGUGUCUGGGGCUUGUGCAAGACUCUGGUUUAUGGAUUGGUUUUUAAGAAGAGAAAAAAAAACCCAGCAACCCAGUGCAGCUUCAUUUGGGAGGAAUAUUGUGCUUUUUCUGUGCAUGGAAGCUGCAGAGUCUGGCUGCAGGUGGGGUGUCCUGUCCAGCAGGCAAGAUGUGGCCGUCACUGUCCCUCCUGUGUGUCCUGGUGGCCUUUGCCAGCGCUCGCAGCAUUCCUUACUUCCCUCCUCUCUCCGAUGACCUGGUCAACCACAUAAACAAGCUCAACACCACCUGGAAGGCAGGGCACAACUUCCACAAUGCUGACAUGAGCUAUGUGAAGAAGCUCUGUGGCACCUUCCUGGGUGGGCCCAAGCUCCCUGAGAGGGUGGAUUUUGCUGCAGACGUGGAGCUGCCCGAUAACUUCGACUCGCGGACGCAGUGGCCCAACUGUCCCACCAUCAGUGAGAUCAGAGACCAGGGCUCCUGUGGCUCCUGCUGGGCUUUUGGCGCCGUGGAAGCGAUUUCAGACCGGAUCUGUGUCCACACCAACGCCAAGGUCAGCGUGGAGGUCUCAGCUGAGGACCUGCUGUCGUGCUGUGGCUUUGAGUGUGGCAUGGGGUGCAAUGGUGGUUACCCCUCUGGUGCAUGGAGGUACUGGACAGAGAGGGGCCUCGUGUCCGGGGGUCUCUACGAUUCCCACGUGGGCUGCCGGCCCUACUCCAUCCCCCCCUGCGAGCACCACGUCAAUGGCAGCCGGCCCCCCUGCACCGGGGAGGGCGGGGGCACCCCGAGGUGCAGCCGCCACUGCGAGCCCGGGUACUCGCCCUCUUACAAGGAGGACAAGCACUAUGGCAUCACCUCCUAUGGAGUCCCUCGCAGUGAGAAGGAAAUCAUGGCUGAGAUCUACAAGAAUGGCCCAGUGGAAGGAGCCUUCAUUGUCUAUGAGGAUUUCCUGAUGUACAAAUCUGGAGUCUACCAGCACGUGUCUGGGGAGCAGGUGGGCGGCCACGCCAUCCGCAUCCUGGGCUGGGGCGUGGAGAACGACACUCCCUACUGGCUGGUGGCCAACUCCUGGAACACUGACUGGGGGGAGAACGGCUUCUUCAAGAUCCUGAGAGGAGAGGACCACUGUGGCAUCGAGUCUGAGGUGGUGGCUGGCAUCCCCAGGACGGAGCAGUACUGGAAGAGGAUGUAACUCUGAUCCAACCACAAAUAAUCCUGAGUCCCUGAUGCUUUUAACUGGGUGCAGAGACCCCCCCUUCUAAAAGAGACUCUAGUUCAGGUUACUUUAUUAAAGCUUUUUAUCUUUUUUUUUUUUUUCCAUUUUUUUGUCAAGAUUUUUGGUUUGUUCUUUUUUUUUUUAUUAUUACUAUUUUUGGGUUUGGUUUUGUCUUUUAAAUGGUGGAGCUGGAGGUGGAACUGCUUUCUGCCAACCUCCUGUUUCUGGUGGGUCACAGCAGGACAUUGCUCAGAGGACUGCUGGAGAGCUCACUGGCCUCUUGGGAUUUGGUUAGCCUGGACCCCUUCCAGCCCAGUUUGCUACUGGGAGGGCAGGAAGCUGCAGUUUUAUGCUGGGAUUAGAGGGAUUAUUGCAGAGGUGGAUGCUGCUGGAAAGCCAUGGCCAGGGGAGAUGUGUGCACCCCCAGAUGGGUUGAUCUGACUGUUAGCACCCAAAACAAGCAGGGAAGAAUUUCCUGUGAGUGUGUGCCUUGAACUGGCUAAAUUUAGACCUAUUAACAACAAAAUACUGAUGAACUUGAUGUGGGGGUGGCACCUGCACCAAGCCCCUCGUGCAUUGCCUGCUCUGCUCCAUCCUCCUGGCUUUUCAAACCACUUCUUCAACUCUUCACUGGCUUUUUUAUCUGCUGUAGUCUGGGGUUUGUUGCUGCUGGGGAAGGGCCUGGCUGGAGCUCCAGGAGCCUUUGAUCAAAUAUCCUGCAAGCAUCUGGGAGGGAUCUACUGCUGAGCAGCUUGGUGUGUGCAGGUCAUGGCUGGGAAAGGGUGCAGCACCCAAAUUUGGGGUGCUCUGGGGCUGCAGGUGCUGAAUGCUGAACUGAGGAUGGUUCCCAAGUCUGCUGCAGGGAGCUCAAGCAGAUGCUUGGAGGUGUCUCACUAACUUGGACACAAUUAAAGCUUUUUUUUUUUUUUUUGUUCUUGAGCCACAGGCGUUAAGGAAGGUAAAAAAACCUUAUUUUUGUUACUGGGGGGAGGUGUAAUAGUUGUGUAUAGGAGGAAUCAUGUGAUUUGCCAACACUAAUAGUAGAAAUGAGCUUUUUUUUUAAUUUUAAAGCACAAAAUACUUUACUGAGCUGAGGCUGUGGGUCUGAAACACGUGAAGCAGGCUCUCCUGUAAAAUAGCCCCUUACCUCUGCUUGCUCAGGCACCAGUGAGGCAGAGCUGUGCUGUAUUUGGCUGGAACACCUGUGCCAAUAAAGGAUUUCUCCAA